This is a messenger RNA of Phytophthora infestans T30-4, 966 nucleotides long. RefSeq lists its product as uncharacterized. The record is from RefSeq and is a predicted model, not a curated record. Bases 1 to 966 code for a protein of 321 amino acids. The transcript is spliced from 3 exons. NCBI's taxonomy places the organism in Eukaryota, Oomycota, Peronosporomycetes, Peronosporales, Peronosporaceae.
AUGAGUAUCCGUGUGCACAAUUCGGAGCACUUCGAGGAGCUUCGACAGAAUGCACUGAGCAAUUCUUCUCUCUCAUCAAAAUCGUGCUCGACAGCCUCACCCGCCAAUACCCGCGGCAAAAUAACAACUUUCACACUGACAAAAGCGCCGCAUAUGAAACGAAUGGCCAUGAAGCACGAGCUGUACAGGAAGGAGCAGGAAGCUAUGCAGAAAAAACUCGCCGAGACGAUAGCGGAGAACAUCCAGCGUCAGAAGAGCAAGAAAGAGGGACAUUUUCUAAAGCUUCACCAAAAAGUAGAGGACGGGAAGGUCCUCGCCAAGGAGCUACAUGAAAAGUUGGAGUUGCAGCAGCAGUCCAAGACUCGCCAGUUUUCUCGGAUGCACGAAGAAUGGACCAACGACGUUUUCCACAAACUGAACGACCCAAUUGUGGCAAAAGUCCAGUCCAUGGACGGCAAGCAGCGCAGUGCUGAAAAGGCUGAAGCGUAUCAGAAGUUCCUGGAUAUUACCAACAAAAAAGGUGGCCUAUUCCGUGAUAUUAUCAUUGAAAGCGAGUACAAUCCGCUGAGUGACGCCAAGUUCAUCCACCAUCGCGCAAAAGUGGACGAUCCGACGAAGCGCGUCAUUCGUCGACGCGAAGAAGAGGAUGCGAUCGCUCAGGACGGCGCCAGUAUGUCGAGUGGAUAUAUUCGAGUCGUAAAUGGACAACGCCUCGGUCGUCCCGACAAUCUGGACGUGAAGCUCUGGUCCAAGGGAGAAUUUGAGAGCACACCGUACGGUUACUUCCACAAAAUGAUGAACAGCACGGCUAGUUCCGAAGGCUCCAAGACGUAUGCGUCGCAUGUGAAACUUGAUCACUACGACAUUGACAAAGACCCGGAGGUUCUUCGUCAAGAGCUACCUAAGGGAAAACGCACCAACUUCGACGGAUAUAAAAUCCCAAAAAGCACAUUUCAGAUUAAUUGA